UCUCUGAAGGCCUCCUCAGAGUCUCUCCUCCCCCCUCCCUCUCUGAAGGCCUCCUCAGAGUCUCCCCUGACCCCCCAGGAGGAGGAACCUGUAACAGACUUCAGACAGGAAGUAGAAACAUCUGUUCUGCAGAGAGGUGAGGAAGAGGAGGAGGAUGAAGAAGGUCCUCUCCCUGGAUUGGUUGAGGACAUAAUGAGUGCUGACGGCCAAUCAGAGGACAUCCUGGAGAGCCUCCUCAGAGCUAUAGGAACCUCGGAAGAAGAAGAGUUGGAGUCCUCCAGAGAUGCAGUAACCACAGAAGAAGAGUUGGUGUCUUCCAGAGAUGCAGGAACCACAGAAGAAGAGCUGGAGUCCUCCAGAGCUGCAGGAACCACAGAAGAAGAAGAGUCCUCCAGAGCUGCAGUGACAAAGGACCUCUGCAGACAGACAGACUUCCCCCCCCCUGACGCUGGAGACUCCUCCCUGAGUGAAGAGUCUAAACCGGAGGAAGAUGGCGUGUUUGCAUCCCCGACCAGGACUCGAACCACUGAGGACCUGUUUGCUCUGAUCCACAGGUCAGCAGAAAACCCUUUAUAGCUAAGAACUGGUCCCAGGUCAGCCUGAACCAGCCUUCACUAUAGGAGGAGAGUCUUCAGUCUAUAGCAGCAGAACUAGUAGCUAGUCCCAGGUCAGCCUGAACCUUCACUGUAAGAGGAGAGUCUUCAGUCUAUAGCAGCAGAACUAGUAGCUGGUCCCAGGUCAGUCUGAACCAGCCCUCACUGUAAGAGGAGAGUCUUCAGUCUAUAGCAGCU
Messenger RNA from Notothenia coriiceps (black rockcod), 791 nucleotides. Its product is annotated as nance-Horan syndrome protein-like. The record is from RefSeq and is a predicted model, not a curated record. Lineage: Eukaryota; Metazoa; Chordata; Actinopteri; Perciformes; Nototheniidae. The transcript is spliced from 2 exons. The coding region runs from base 193 to 576 and encodes 127 amino acids.